Molecule: messenger RNA, 907 nt
Organism: Sorex araneus (European shrew)
Lineage: Eukaryota; Metazoa; Chordata; Mammalia; Eulipotyphla; Soricidae
Gene: SAYSD1
Product: SAYSVFN motif domain containing 1
Exons: 2
Coding region: 140-640 (166 amino acids)
Source: RefSeq, a predicted model, not a curated record
GGCCCCCUGAUGCCGACCUGCGGGCCGGGCUGGACUCGGGCGCUUGGCCAGGCGCCCCGGGACGUCAGAGCAGCGCCGGCUGCCGCAGCGCGCACGCGCACCCCUCCGCGCAGGCGCAGUCGGGCGCGGGCGGCUGGGCAUGGAACGGCGCCUGGCCGAGUUCCGGGAGGCCCGGAGACGGGCCGCACCGGGCCAGAAGGCGGAAGCAGCCCCGGGCUGGCUACAACGCUGCCUGCGGUGGAAAACGAGGCCCGCGAGUGCCAGGACCCCAGCCGGUCCCGCUCAGGAAGCCACUCCAGCUCCUGCUCCACUGGGAAACAGCCCGUCCUGGCCCCCUCUGCACUCAGCCGUCCCACCAGCGCCACGGGACCAGUGGCUCCUGACCAGGAUCACUGUCUUGAAGGUGCUCCUCUGGCUGGUUCUCCUGGGCCUAUUUGUGGAGCUGGAAUUUGGACUGGCUUAUUUUGUCCUGUCCUUGUUCUACUGGAUGUACGUCGGCACGCGGAGCCCUGAGGAGAAGAAGGAGGGAGAGAGAAGUGCAUACUCGGUGUUCAACCCGGGCUGCGAGCCCAUCCAGGGCACACUGACUGCAGAGCAGUUUGAGCGCGAGUUACUGUUUAGGUCCCCGGAGGGGAGAUAGUCUGAGAUCCACAGUCCGGCAGCUGCCAGGGGCCCUGCCACCCUUUGGCAUGAACCCAUGGAUUCGAGUCCAGGACAGAGCUUGGGACAGCUGGCAGGUUAGCUCUGGGACGGCGUGCCUCUUUUACCCUCUUUGCCACCUGUCCAGUCAACCUGCUGCUAGAGUUUCAUCCUGGAACUUGGCUUUGGUUUUGGUGAAAAAAAAAUGCCAUUGGAUCUCAGGCAAUUUGUGAAAAAUAAUAUCUCAAUAAAGGAGACUGUCUCGUUA